This is a messenger RNA of Pieris napi, 1704 nucleotides long. RefSeq names its product basic salivary proline-rich protein 2-like. The record is from RefSeq and is a predicted model, not a curated record. The coding region runs from base 296 to 1645 and encodes 449 amino acids. NCBI's taxonomy places the organism in Eukaryota, Metazoa, Arthropoda, Insecta, Lepidoptera, Pieridae. The transcript has 2 exons.
CGCCUUCCCCUGCCCGGCUCACUGACACUCAGUCCAGUCAUGAAAAUGAGAGCUUUUGUAAAUUUUCAUAAGCUUUAGAUCUCGUUAAAUACAAGUUACAACUAAGAACGAUCCAGUUUCAUUGAGAAUCAAAUAAUUUUAUACGAUUUAAUAUACCAAAGAGUUUUUCUUAUAAGUGAUUUUUUAAGUAACUAAGGAAUUUGGACAUUUUGCUUGUAAAAUUUCUUUUUGAACGAAAUAUCCGAUUCUUCCAAGUUACGAAGGGUAAGAUUCCAUCUAGACUCUAGAGCAUAAAAUGUCUGUAGCUUUUGCACCGCGCGGUAAUCGUCCGCCCUUAAGCCCGGCACAGAUUCAGAAAAUGUUAGAUGAAAAUGCUCAUCUGAUACAAACCAUACAAGAGUAUCAAGCAAAGGGUCAGCUGGUAGAAUGCCACCAAUAUCAACAAGUAUUACACAGGAAUCUAGUUUACUUAGCGUCCGUGGCGGACGCUAAUCAAAAUAUUCAACAAAUUUUACCGCCUCCUCAUCAACUUGCUCAAACGGGGAAUGUACCCCAAGGUGGAGUUAAUCCUCCAGUCAGUGGUGGUGAAGGUCCUGGUUCCCCACAGCAGCAGUACCGGCCACCUUCUGGAGUAUCUACAGCUCCAACAAGACCAACUCAAUCAUAUGGGCAAAGACCUUACCCACAAAAUCAGUAUCAAGGACAAUAUCAAGGGGCUUAUCCACCACAAGGUGGAUAUGGUCCACCUGCACAAGGAUAUGGUCCGCCUAAUCCGGGACAACAACCUCAGGGAUAUCCUCCAAAUUCUACAUAUGGACCACCAAUAACUACAGCCCCAAAUAACUAUCCUCCAUCAACACAUCCAGGACCUGGUUACCCACCAUCUUCUGGACAGCAACCUUAUGCACCACCUCCAGGUAAUCCUCCUGCAGCUGGUUCUCCCUACCCAGUGAGAGGACCUAGUCAACCAAAUUAUACUGGUAAUUCAGCAUAUCCACCACCACAGUCUGGUCCCAACUAUCCAAAUGUUGGUGUAAGCUCAUAUAAUGCUACUACAUCUCAACCGCAACCAUAUCAAUCUCAAUCUUUUCAAAAUACAACACCAACUACAGGGUAUGGUUCAACUCCUGUCUCUCAGCCAAAUAGAUCACCCCAGCCACCCCCUAGUGGUUAUACUUCACAAAAUCCGCCUAGUUCUGGGUAUGGCUCUCCUUCAGCCCAAUCACCAACCUUUAAUUCAAGUUCCCAACAUGGCAACAAUCCACCAUCAACAGCCCCAGCCCCAUCAGGUGUGCCACCACAAUCUGGACCUCCUCCUGGUCAACAAUACCCUCCAUCUGGACAACCAUCACCUUAUCCUCCUGCAAGCCAACCUCCAUAUUCAAAUCCUUCUUCUCAGCCAGGAAGUCCUGCUCCACCAGUUUCUACAGCUCCGCUCCCGCAAUCCUCAUAUCCUCAAAAUCCACAAAACUAUCCUCCAGCAGCAGCAGGUUAUCCUCCUCAUGCUUAUCAGCAAGGCUAUCCUCCGAGCCAGUAUCCACCCUCGCCUUAUCCUUAUGCCAGAGCUCCAGCUCCCGGAGCACCCCCACCUGCAGGAGCCCAACCAUAUCCAGGUUACAGUUUCCAACCCCCUAACCAACAGUAAGUAUUUACAAUUGUACUGUUUUAGUUUUAGUAUGUAAUGUUAUGAAUUAUGAUUAACUU